GGCGCCAGGAGUUGUACCGGGCGAUGGCGGCGGGUGCGCUCUGACGGGGGCGGCGGCGGGGCCGUGGUGCAGCGGCGGGCGCCAUGGCGUGCUCCCACAGCGUGGUGUUCCUGCUGGACACGGCCAGCCCAGGGCGGCGGGAGCGGCUCCAGCGUGGCGCCUUGCGGCUCCUCAACUACCUGGGCUGCCGCUUCGGCCUGCCUCGCCUCCGCUGGGCCUUCAGGUUCUUCGACUCGCUGGGGGGCCGCGGCCGGGCCUCGUGGGGCGGCGGCUUCCGCCCGCCGGGGCCCGGCGCCUGGGCCCGUUUCGAGGAGGAGCUGGGGGAGCGGUUCGGGGCGCGGAGACCCGCCGCUGUCCUGCCCGGGCCGGCGCCCCGCGCCGCCCUCACCCACCAGGGUCUCAAGGAGACGCUGCUCGACUUCCAGUGGGACCGCCCCGAGAUCGCGUCCCCCACCAAGCCGCUCCGCAGGAGUCGGAGGACGGAGCUGGCCGCCGGAGAGCCCCCGGAGAGCCAGGCGCCUUCCGAAGGCUUUGUGAACGCCGUCUUCCUCUUCUCCCCCUGUCCCCACUCGCGGAGGGAGCUGCGGCGGUUCGUGUCGGGGAGCGACGCCCCUUCCUCCCCUGGGGAGCCGACCGCGGCUCAGGAGCUGGUCGAGAAACUCCUGCCCAGGAGUGUCAGGGAGUUGAUUGCGGAGCAGAAGAUCACGCUGUUCUGGGUGGACACUGCCGAGUGGUCUCAGCUGAUUGAAUCCCCAGAUCAUGUUGGAUACUGGACAAUGUUUGAGCUGAUCUGUCAGGUGGGAGGCACCAUUUUGCCGGCUGAAACCUUAGUGCAUUGUUUGAAUCACCACAGGGCAGACCUUGCUCAUGGCUUUCUUGGAGACUCAGGUUCCCCAGUGCCACAGGUUGUGCCUUGGACCACGCUUCUGCCAUUGGAUGCAACUUUGAACUGCUUGUUCUCCAAGCGCUCUUUAUUUCAAGCGGUAUUCCCCCAGCAAGAAGGAACAUUGUUUCUUGGCAUGCCUGGAGGAAAGAAGCAGGAAAGUUGUGCUGUGAUCCUGGAACCACUCACCAUGAGUCAGAGACAACUGUGUUGUCCAGUCAACAUCCUCCUGAAAGGUAGCUUGACGGGUUGGAGCUUGGUGCAGGCUGGCCACUUUCUCACAGAGAGCUGGAUACUGCAGUGCUCACAGGCUAAGCAGGCAGAACAUAACAGAUCACUCUUUCAUCAGCUCUUAAGGAGUUUAGUGACUGAAGAACUACACAUGGUCGCUGAAGUAUCUCUAUCUAAAGCUUGGUGCCCCUGCACUGCUGUUUUAUCACCACUUUCUGAGAGUACUGCAGUUCUGACUAUACUUGGUACUGAGAAGACCGCUGAAGUUCAGCGAUGCAACCUUGAAGGAGCUGUAGUGGAGAGCUCUUCCCAAGACCACGCUCUUAACCUUCCAGAUAUUGUGAAUACUGUGCUGAGUGAAACUGACACAGUGGUGGAAGAUUCUGUGGCCACUAUGGGAGAAGAAACUGCCAUGCCAGAGUGGGUCCAACAGGAACUUUCCCGUACAGAGAGCUGGUAUCCUUCAGUGCUUGAAGCAUGGUAUCCUGCAUCAAAUGCUUGUGGGGCGAGCUCAGAUCUGAUGGAGUCGUUCAGGCUCCUGCAGGUUCCUUGUGCUAAUGGGAAGGAUGAUGCAGACCAAUCUGAAGGAGAACUCUCAGAAAGUCUAUGUGAGCUGUACCAGAGAAAAUCCAGUGAAACAUCUGCUGCAGCUGGGUCAGGAAAUAACAAAAGGAGACGUGUAGUUCCCCGAACUCCGGUCAGGCAGAAGAUGAAGACUAUGUCAAGAUCCCUGCAGAUGCUCAAUGUAGCAAGACUGAAUGUAAAAGCUCAGAAGUUUCAACCUGAGGGUGCACCACCAACAGUGAAUGAGAAGGUUUCGCAGAAGCUUUCAGCAAGGAGAUUGGAUGAAAAGGUGGAAGAAAAGGAUAAAGCGCUUAAGAUACCAAUAGACUUCAAAACUGAGGAGGAACUGCAGUCCCAUUUAAUUGCAAGCUACCAGAAGGCUGUGACUGAGGGAAUUCUUUCAUCUGUGUGUGCCCAGAAUAUGAUCAUGGCCAUUAAAAGGUUUUUGAAAGUACAAGAUGCCAAAGAGAAAGAGGUGGCCUGUGUGGAAAGAGUCAGAAACCAUCUCCUGAAGACCAGUAAAAUGCUCAGGCAACAGCAUGGCUCCCAGAAGGAGACCAAAGUCAGAGAGUGCCGACUUCAGGUAUUUUUGCGCCUUGAAUUAUGUCUUCAGUGCCCUUCACUGCAAAGCAACAGUGAUGAAAUGGAGCAGCUGUUAGAAGAGAUGACGGAUAUGCUACGCAUUUUAUGUCUGACUGAAGACCCAGGGUAUCUUACAAAGUUUCUGGAGGAAAUACUAGAAUUGUAUAUGAAUUCUAUACCAAAGACCCUUGGAGAUAUUUAUUAUGGUCUUGGUACACAAAUACCCCCGAAGCUGACAUCUGUUCUGCCUGCGGACUUCUUCAGUGAUGACUCUGUGAUUGUGGAUAGCAAAUCUCCAGGCCUUCCACGGUCUUUAUCAUCUGCCUUAACUCCCAGCACUGUAAGCCUAUGCACCGAGAGUGAUCAGCUGGAGGAGCUGCGCACCAGAUCUGCCAAAAAGAGAAGGAAUAAUGUGUUGGCCAGACACAGGAGCAUGACAGAAGCACCACAGAACUUGCGUCAAAUUGAGAUUCCCAAGAUAGCCAAGAAUCCCAUCAGAAAGGAGAACUUGCAUUCUUACCUUGCCACUGAGAAGUCCCAACAGAUGCCAGUGUUGCAGAAAGCAGCAGUGCAAGAGGUUACAAAGGUGAGGAGGAACCUCUUCAAUGAAGAGAUACAUUCAUCAUCAAAAAGGUCUAUGAAAAAGAUGCCUAGAAGUCAGUCAGUAUCUGCUGUGGAAGGCUUAAGCUACAAAUGUAGUGAUAAAGGCCCUAAAGAUCAUCACAUAUUAUUGACUAAGAGAGUUGCAGAAACGCCACUACAUAAGCAGGUGUCCAGGAGACUACUACAUAAGCAGAUCAAAGGCCGGUCUUCUGAUCCAGGUUGCGUUAAUGGUGUUGUAGAAGAAUCUCCAGAUAAGGACAUAAACGAAGCAGGUUUGAGAAGAAGCCCACGCAUCAAACAGCUGUCUUUGAAUAGGACCUGCUCUGGUGUUUUCUAUUCCACUACACAGUCCAGCUCACAAAAGUCACAGCAAGUCCAUCAGGGACAGAAAGAGGAGAGCUGUACACUGCAGGAUGCAGAAGGCAUUAAGCAUCAUUCAGAGGGCCCCACUGUCCAGACUCCCAAGAGAUUUUUCUUUGGAGCGGUCAUUGACACAUACAGUUCUGCAGUGAAGCAUUCACCUGGAAGCAGGAGAACAGGAAAAGAUUUCUUACACUUAGAGGAGCCAACUGCUGAUCAGACUCCUAGAAAAACACCUCAUAAAGUUGCCCAGAAGCCACAGAACUCUGCCAGUAAACUACCAAGGAGAUCACCUCGCUUUCUCCACAGGACACCACAGAAGCUGGAGAAGACUCCUGGCAAAAAUCCAGCUGCUAAGCAGACUGCAGCUAAGUGUUUGGGAAAGUACUUUUCUCAUCCUGUACAAAGGGUCAAGUCACCAUCUGCAUUGACUGAAAGUAAGAGGGUUUGCUUACUGCAAGUGACUUCUAAGGAUUGUUCUCCCACAGAAAGACUUUCCCCUCCUUACGAAGAGGCUGACUUACAAAUACCAGAACAUGAAGGGUUUGCAGUGCUGAAUGCCUCGUUACCUCUGACAGAUUCAAAUCCAGCUGCUUCUUCCCCCUCUGCUGACCAGGAAAGAUGUUUUACAGAACUGCAAACUCAAAGGUGUUCUUUGAGAUACCUCUCAAAACUAGCAUCUCCAGUUGAUACUCAGAGGCAAAUCCUUCCAAACAAAAUUUGGGCACAGUCAGACCUGUUACCUCAAGCAACUGAAAGCCCUCCCAGGAAAUCUGAAGAUCCAGGUUCAAAAUUGUGUACCAGUCCACUGCAUGCAGAAAUACCAGAGCUCGGCGUGAGGCUAGAGCUUUCCUUCAAUUCUGGUCUCUCUGAAAGUUCCACAGACUCCAUGACAAUCUGCUCUGCUUCCCAUGCACAGGGUGGGGAGUCUGACUGGGAACUCAGUGCAUCUAAACAAUCUUCUCAAAAAUCGCCAGGUAUUACUGGCACUUCACUGAGGUCCCUGCUUCACACAUCAAAGCAGGCCAAAUGUGAACCACAUUCUGGAGGAGAGAACCUCACACUUGCAUGUGCAGCACCCCUUGAAGAUAAGGACAACUGUCAUGAUAAUGGUGGUAACUCUUAUGUAGAAAGCUUUCAGCUUUGUCAGUCCCAAGUUACUGAAAAUACCCCUGUAUCAGAGAAAAAUACACAGAUGGAUGUAGCAUCUCAAAAAUCUUCUCCAACAGAGGACUUGGAAAACUUGGAAAAGCAUUUGUCUCCAAAGCAUUCUCCUGGAGGGCAAGUACAUGCCCAGAAUGCUGGGCUAGGGUUUGAGCAAUUGGUUAAGGAGGGGAGCUCCAGUGCAAACAGCUGUGAGUCCUUCCUAAGUGGUUCUCAAACAGUUAGUGAUGACUUGGAACCAAGAACCCUGCUGAGAGAAGACUAUGCGGGUUUGAAGGCUCCAGGUCUGAAGAGACUCUUCAAAUUUGCCCUGAAUACUUCACCUCCUAUGCCAAAGUCUGCUCCUCCCUAUUCUUUACGCUGCACUGCAGACAGGAGGCAGCGGGAGGCUGAAGCACGGAUGGGAAAUCCUCAGAUUCUAGCUAAGGUCUCUACCUCUAAGAGUCGUUGCAAAAUGCCUUCUGCUAGUCCACCGACUUACAAAGUUGAACUUGAAAUGCAGGCUUCAGGCCUGCCCAAACUUCGCAUUAAGAAGAUUGACUCUUGCUCAUCUUUGGAAACUCAGCCUGAAACAACUGCCAGCAAACCCAAUGGAGGAGAAGGUCCCGUUGGUGAUCUUGCUAUGACCUGGUGUAGCAAACACCCGGGAAAACUAGCAGCUGCCUGUGGUUCACCCUCCUGCUGUCGCUCUUUCCACAGUACACCUGGGAAAGGUGGAGGACAGACCUACAUAUGCCAGUCAUACACUCCAACAAGCUGUGCCUCUAGUGCCACCUCCCCAUCCUCCUUAGAAGCAGGAGUUCCCUGGACGCCUUCUCCAAAGCAGAAGGGCAAGACUACCCCUGAUGCUAUCAAUGAUUGGCCUCGGAGAAAGAGAGCAGCAGGCAGUGCUGCUAAUGCCAGUUGUGGUCAAAGUGAGAAGAAUGGUGAUGAACAGAAGAGAGUGUCAACAGGUAGAGAAGAAGUGAAGAUCUCUGAGCAUUGCAGCAGUAAAGUAACAAAUAUUCUUGGGGAUUUUGAACUGGAAGGGAUUUGCAAGCUCCAGGAUCAGGCAUCUCCUAGUGACUCUGAACCCAGGGCUGAUGAGGACUCUACCAUGGGAGCUUUUGGCUUGAAGUCUCGAAAGCGGGUAUUUACGUAUCUGUCACCAGAAAAGGAGAAUCAUGAUGCCAAGAGAUCUUGCACUGACAGGUGCGAUUUGGAUCCUGCUGGCUUUUCCACAGAUGAGAGGAACAGGAGCAAAUCAAGGAUGGACUCUGUACUUCCUGAGACACCAGGAGCGUGUGCUCUCAUAACUCUUGAGCAGCACAGUCGUGUAGAUGAUGAUGUCUUCCUCUUGUCAGGCUCAACUCCACCAGUGAAGAACGUGCUCUCUGCUAGCAGCAUUCUAGCACUGACCCAGUCUCCACUGCUGUGCCAGGGACAGACACCGCCAUCUCGGAGAAAGUGUGCUCAAGAAGAGGAGUCUGAUGCCUUCCAAGUUACUGCCAACCAGGAGCUGUCUCCAUUCCACAUCAUGGCUUCCAGGAAGCAUCCCAUUAGCAGGACUUACCUACGGAAAAAGCUGCUCAGCUGAAGUUUGGAGCCAGAACAGUAUGGAAAACUUUGCAUUAUCCCAGCUGUACAACACCCUUUUUAAUAAGGACCUUAUAUUUGGUGUUGGACUGGACCUGUCUUGUGCUGGUUGGUAGGAGACUGGAUGCAAGCACAUGACAGUGGAAUUGAGGACCACUCUAAUUUGUAGGGUUUUCUUUGGGUUUUUUGAUACCCUCAGUUGCAGCAUCUCUCCAACUGUUCAAAGCCCAGCUUGGUCUUCCUAGCACUUCUGCAUGUGGUAGCUGAGUUCUGCAGCAAAGGUUCAGUUCUGCUAGGUAAAGAGGGAGAAUUGUCACUUUUCUACAGCUUUCUUGUAAAAUAAACUGAUGUGAAUUUUCA
Falco peregrinus (peregrine falcon) is the source of this 6322-nucleotide messenger RNA. It is a transcript of the gene TICRR, whose product is annotated as TOPBP1 interacting checkpoint and replication regulator. NCBI's taxonomy places the organism in Eukaryota, Metazoa, Chordata, Aves, Falconiformes, Falconidae. The record is from RefSeq and is a predicted model, not a curated record. Gene Ontology annotation, molecular function: chromatin binding. Gene Ontology annotation, cellular component: nucleus. Gene Ontology annotation, biological process: DNA replication; mitotic G2 DNA damage checkpoint signaling; response to ionizing radiation.